Messenger RNA from Hemicordylus capensis (graceful crag lizard), 1350 nucleotides. RefSeq names its product replication factor C subunit 3 (gene RFC3). Gene Ontology annotation, molecular function: DNA binding; ATP hydrolysis activity; DNA clamp loader activity. The transcript is spliced from 9 exons. The record is from RefSeq and is a predicted model, not a curated record. Gene Ontology annotation, biological process: DNA-templated DNA replication; DNA repair. NCBI's taxonomy places the organism in Eukaryota, Metazoa, Chordata, Lepidosauria, Squamata, Cordylidae. Bases 162 to 1232 code for a protein of 356 amino acids. Gene Ontology annotation, cellular component: DNA replication factor C complex; nucleus.
ACGGCGCUGAGCCGCAAAAGGGAGGUGGUUGUGCGCGUGCGUGGUGACGUCUCUCUCCCCAGGCUGGGGUUCUUCUCUCUACUUGGCGGGAGCUGCUGCAAUCGCUGCGCGCGCUUUUUCAACCCGCUCUUGUCUUUACUGCCCUGCUGCGGAUCGCAGCCAUGAGCCUCUGGGUGGACAAGCACCGGCCGAACUCGCUCAGUAAAGUGGAUUAUCAUCGCGAGCAGGCGGCGCAGCUUCGUAACUUGGUUCAGUGUGGCGAUUUCCCCCAUCUUUUAGUGUAUGGGCCAUCAGGAGCUGGAAAAAAGACCAGAAUAAUGUGUCUGCUGAGGGAAUUGUAUGGCUCUGGAGUAGAGAAGCUCAGAAUUGAACAUCAGAAUAUAACGGCACCUUCUAAAAAGAAAAUUGAAAUUAGCACUAUUGCAAGCAACUAUCAUCUUGAAGUUAACCCAAGUGAUGCAGGAAAUAAUGACCGGGUAGUAAUUCAGGAAUUAUUGAAGACAGUAGCACAAUCACAGCAACUUGAGACAAGUACUCAAAGAGAUUUUAAAGUGGUGCUAUUGACAGAGGUGGACAGACUUACAAAAGAUGCCCAGCAUGCCUUGAGACGAACCAUGGAGAAGUACAUGGCCACCUGCAGAUUGAUUCUGUGUUGCAAUUCCACAUCGAAGGUCAUUGCACCUAUCCGGAGUAGGUGCCUCGCAGUGAGAGUGCCUGCCCCCAGCCACGAAGAUAUCUGCAAUGUGUUGUCUAAUGUUUGUAAGAAGGAGGGUCUCUCUCUUCCUCAAGAACUGGCUCGGAGGAUUGCAGAAAAGUCUGGCAGGAACCUCCGAAAAGCCCUUUUGAUGUGCGAAGCUUGCAGAGUACAACAGCAUCCUUUCACUCCUGAUCAAGACAUUUCCGAGACAGAUUGGGAGAUAUAUCUGAGAGAGACUGCAAAUGCCAUUGUUAGUCAGCAGACGCCCCAGAGGUUGCUUGAAGUCCGUGGGCGACUUUAUGAGCUCUUAACCCACUGCAUUCCUCCAGAGAUUAUCAUAAAGGGCCUUCUGUCUGAACUUCUGAACAACUGUGACGGGCAGCUGAAAGGAGAGGUCGCACAGAUGGCAGCUUUCUAUGAGCACCGCCUGCAGCUGGGCAGCAAGGCUAUUUAUCACCUGGAGGCGUUUGUGGCAAAGUUUAUGGCCAUCUACAAGAAGUUUAUGGAAGAUGGACUAGAAGCCAUGAUGUUUUAAUCUGAAGUGUGGAGAAUUUCACAUGGUUUGUGAAGUUGACAGGUUCUGCUGAGAAGCUGUACAAACAGCAGGUCAUGGUCGUAUCACUCUAUGGGAAAAUAAAAGUUUAUAUGUUGAA